CUGACGAGUGAACGAUGUUUCCCCUCUCGGGUUUAGUUUGGAGCCGUUAGGGGUAAAUUUCCUCUCGCUCGGUGGUGGCAGUUUAUAAGAAACAGCCUUCAACGUGUCUUUACCGACAGCCGUCGCCAUGUCUAACAACAAUGCCAACAACAACUUAAUUAUCGCCCAGAGAGCCGUGAAGCAGCUCCGGUUCGAGGCCAGUAUCCGGAGGAUCAAGGUGUCCCAGGCUGCCGCAGAUCUGAAAAACUUCUGUAUUCAAAACGCCUCCAAGGAUCCUCUGCUGAUGGGCGUCCCCUCCAGUGAUAAUCCCUUCAGACCCCCCAAGUCCUGCUCCCUGUUCUGAGCGGAAGGAGACGCGGAGGAUUUCUGGAUCUGUUCUUUGAAGGCUUUCUUCACUUCUAGUUGUUGCCGCUGUAGAUCUACCUGCAGCACCUCUUGGGAUGAUGCACACAGGGGUCGGGGGUUAUGGGUUUUG
Messenger RNA from Pelmatolapia mariae (spotted tilapia), 475 nucleotides. RefSeq lists its product as uncharacterized. Gene Ontology annotation, biological process: G protein-coupled receptor signaling pathway. Lineage: Eukaryota; Metazoa; Chordata; Actinopteri; Cichliformes; Cichlidae. The transcript is spliced from 3 exons. Gene Ontology annotation, molecular function: G-protein beta-subunit binding. Bases 128 to 343 code for a protein of 71 amino acids. The record is from RefSeq and is a predicted model, not a curated record. Gene Ontology annotation, cellular component: heterotrimeric G-protein complex.